Messenger RNA from Paramecium pentaurelia, 2014 nucleotides. NCBI's taxonomy places the organism in Eukaryota, Ciliophora, Oligohymenophorea, Peniculida, Parameciidae. The record is from the annotation of a GenBank genome assembly.
UAUAAGUAUGAUUAAACUUAUAAUUUUUGCUUUCUUGAUGCAUUAAUGUUUGACUGUAGAUAUUGAUCCAAAUACAUUCAGUAAUUAUUUGGAUGUUAGAAUGAAUCACUUACAUGUAGAGUGGUUAUUAAAUCUAGAUAAAAAAAUUGUUAAUGGCACAGCACAAAUUUCAUUCAAGUUUCUUAAACAUACCAAUUAUGUAUGAUAUUACUAUUGAAUCUAGAUUGAUUUAGAUGUAUAUCAAUUGGAUAUCUUAAAUGUAUAUUUAGUCAAUGGAAAUUCUCUCAAACAUGAAAUCCAAGUCGUCAAAGAAUAAUCUUUAAUUCAAGGUGAUAGAUUGCAUAUCAUAUUGGAUAGAGAUUACAACCCUUUAGAAAACAUAAUAAUAAGAAUUAAAUAUGCAUAUGAUGAAAGAGCUAGAGCUGUUGGUUUCCUUACUAAAGAAUAAACUUACAGCAAGAAAGUACCAUACAUGUUUACUCAAUGUGAAAGUAACAAUUGCCGUUCAAUCAUUCCUUUAUAAGAUACUCCAAGUGUCAAAUUUACUUAUACAUCAACAGUGAUUAGCACUAAUCCUUUAAUUAAAGCAUUUAUGACAGGAGAAUAAAUUGCAUCAUUGCCUUUAAUUGGACAAUACGGAUUAGAAUCCACAUUUUAUUCAUAUUCAUUUUAAUUAAACAUUCCUAUCCCAGCAUAUUUGAUAGGUAUAGUAGCAGGAGAAAUUGAAUAAAAACAUAUUGGAGCUAAUUGUUAUGUAAUUUCUGAACCCUUUUAUUUGGAUGACUAUGCAAAAGAAUUAGAUGAAUUACCAUUUUUUAUUGAAAAAAUGACUGAAUACAUAGGUCCUUAUAUUUGGGGAGAUUAUAAAAUAGUAAUAUUACCUUAAUCAUUUCCAUUUGGUGGAAUGGAACAUCCGUUAUUAACUUUUGCAAGUCCUGUCAUUAUUGUAGGAGAUAAAAGUGGAGUUGGAACUGCUGUUCAUGAAAUAGCUCAUUCUUGGAUGGGAAAUACAGUCACAGGAAAUAAUUGGUCUAAUAUGUGGAUUAUGGAAGGAUUUUGUGUCUUUUUAGAAAGGAAAACAUAUAAAUAUGUGAGACCUUAAGAUUAUGACAUAAUUGAAGCCAUAAAUGGAAACUUUAAUUUAAUAUCAGCUAUUUAAGGUUUCACUGAUCCAGAUCAAAAAUCUUAUUAAACAUUACAUCCUAUCACUAGUUGGAAGAACCCUGAUGAUUCGACUUCUUCGGUACCUUAUGAAAGAGGAUAUCAAUUAUUAUAUUACUUAGAAUAAUUAAUUGGUGAAGAAAACUUCAAAUUUAUGUUAAGAUAAUAUUUAGAACAUUUUAAAUUUUAGAGUAUUGACGAAGAUGAUUUCUAUAAAUUUUUAUUAGAUUGGGUUAGAUCAAAUGUAAAAGUUAAUACAUAAAAAAUAAUUGAUGAUAUUAUUGCUAUUUACAAACCCUGGGUAUAUUAAGAAGGUAAUUAUUUUUAUUAAUGAUUUAGGAUUGCCUCCCAAACCUAUUGAUUUCAAAACUCCAAAGUAUGAUGAAGCAGUAGCUCUGGCAAAUAAGUGGAUUACUCAAGGUUAACCAUAAAAUGCAGAUGACUACAUUAAUUACAUGCCAAAUCAAAAAAUGAUCUUCAUGCAAUAAUUUCUAGAUAAUUAUUCAAAAUUAACUCAUCAAAGAUUAAAAGAAUUAGAUGAUUAUUAUAAAUUAUCAGGAACAAAAUCAGGUCCUAAAAUAGCCUUUAAAUGGUAUAAGACUGUUAUUCUUUGUAAAUAUGAUACUGGGCUUGAAGCUGUUCAUGCAUUUUUAUAAAGUUUGGGAGUGAGAUCCUAUGUUGUUGGUACAUAUGAAGUAUUAAUUCCAAAUUAUCCGUAAAUAAUAAAUUUAUUAUAGAAAUUAAGCCGAAGCCUGGUUUGCAUAAGAUAAAUGGUUAUAUCAUCCAUUGGUUGCAAAUAGAGUUGAGGAUAUGCUCAAAAAAAAAAUAAAAAGAGCUUAGAUCACAUAAUGAC